Molecule: messenger RNA, 339 nt
Organism: Akanthomyces muscarius
Lineage: Eukaryota; Fungi; Ascomycota; Sordariomycetes; Hypocreales; Cordycipitaceae
Exons: 1
Coding region: 1-339 (112 amino acids)
Source: RefSeq, a predicted model, not a curated record
AUGUCCCGCGAACCCACCACCCAAGAGAGCCUCCAGGCCAUCAACAACAAGACGCUGGGCACGUCGGCCGGCUCCUUUCCCGUCGUCAAGCUGCCCAGCGGCGAAACGAUACCGACGGGGACGGUGGGCGCGCUGCUCGUCAAUAUCCGCGCCUACGACGCGGCGGCGGCGGCGGGCGACGCAGGUGCGCAGGAUACGCUCGAGGCGGCGAUUCGCGCGGCGGUGCCGGUUCUGCACAAGGUGGGCAUGUUUGACCUCUUUGGCCCGGACGAAUGGGCGUCGGAGACGAGCAGGGGCAGAUCAUUGGUAGGGGAGAUUGCAAAGGGGGAAGCCAGAUGA